Oppiella nova is the source of this 2823-nucleotide messenger RNA. The record is from the annotation of a GenBank genome assembly. NCBI's taxonomy places the organism in Eukaryota, Metazoa, Arthropoda, Arachnida, Sarcoptiformes, Oppiidae.
AUGAUUUUUUCUGAACACAAGAGAGUAUGUGUCGGUCAGAGUCUGUUAACGUCCAACCCGUUCGGUAAUCCCAGUCCUGUCCCGCCGUCGUCCCAGACAUGCGAAGUGAGUACCGAUUUAUUACAUGAAAUGUCAAAAUUAGUGCCAAAACUGGUCGCAUAUCUCAUCGACCACUGCCCGGACCUGUUCGGUGACCAAACCCUACGCCUAUUGGGCGCACCGGCAGCUCAGCUCAUACACCACGACGACCUACACCUGUCCUCCUCCUCAAGACAAGACUCUGGCGCCGAAGAGUCCGACAGCUUAAACAGUUUGCCCGACAGUAACGGCGCCCACAGCACCGGCAGCGGUACAGAUGACAGCGCCGGCAGUCGCAGCAGCAGUAAUGGGAACCACAGGUGCGACGACUCGUCUAUCGACAGCCUGGAACGGGCGCUGAUGGACGACACCUCCCGGGUAUCUCCCGGCGUCAGUCUGGAGGGUCGACCCGUGAACGCCUUGGCCAACAAGAUGUCGUUGUCUAACCUCUCGCACGACUCCGGCCUAACCCUCAGUGACACCCAAUUGUAUACACCGGACGAGGAUGAAGGCGCCGACGACUUGGAUCAGUUCCCGGGCACCGGUGGACAGACCUAUGGGCGCAAGACAUCGUCACCGCUGGCAUACCCGCCAUAUAUGGCUAAGUGCGACGACUCGUCUAUCGACAGCCUGGAACGGGCGCUGAUGGACGACACCUCCCGGGUAUCUCCCGGCGUCAGUCUGGAGGGUCGACCCGUGAACGCCUUGGCCAACAAGAUGUCGUUGUCUAACCUCUCGCACGACUCCGGCCUAACCCUCAGUGACACCCAAUUGUAUACACCGGACGAGGAUGAAGGCGCCGACGACUUGGAUCAGUUCCCGGGCACCGGUGGACAGACCUAUGGGCGCAAGACAUCGUCACCGUUGGCAUACCCGCCAUAUAUGGCUAAGUCGUCGCCCCAUUUGGAUCAGACAGGUCUGGACGGGACUGACCUAAACGUGACGUUCAGUUACGGCCGGUCUGUGGGCGUCAGUAUCGACGGCUCCUGUCAUGAUGUGGUGAUGCGGAAGCGCCGACACCUCCAGGGCCUACACCACACAAACAGCAAUGAUUUGUCACACUAUAUUAGCCGUAAUUCACGUACCGGUGCCGCGAAUGGACAGACACCGGCACAGACCUAUCACAACCACAACACAAAUGCCAAUAAUUAUCGCAAUAAUAAUCAUCACAUUUAUUAUAGACAGUCACAGCCGCCAGCUCUCAAUGGCCAUCACUACCAGCACAAUGGGAACGGCUAUCAUCACCACAACCAAUACAACCAUCAGCACAUCCCUAUCCAGUACUCCAAGUCAUACAGUUAUUUGCCCACAAAUGGCACGGAAGACCUUACAGAUGAGCACCCGAUGCUGAAUACCGGCGCAGACUGUCAACGAGAGUACCGGUACCGGCGCCCACCCCUGGCCGCUGUGUUGGGCGGCGCCCCGGCGUCGACAUCACAUACCUAUCACCGCCAGACGUCUGUUCCACACCUGAGACGGAGUUCCUCUGAGGAGAGUCUGGUGCGCACGUCGUAUGACGCGGUGGACGGGGAGAUGCCAUCCAACGGCUACUCCCUGGCCAACAGCCUUUCCCUCCAGUAUUCAACGCCCGUCCAAAACGAUUGGCGCCAACAGCCGGACAAGUAUUACAACAAUCAAUACGUCAGUAAUAAUCGAAACGCAACACAAGUGACACUCCGGGCGGACGUCCAUCACUACCCUAACAGCACCGGUAGUGCUAAUACCGGCGCCGCCCGUAUCGCCCGUCAAGAGUCCAACACUUCGGGCAACGGCCAAAAACCUGUCGACAACCGCGUCGCCAGUAUCUGCAGCUCCGGUAGCUCUGAGACAGCAUCCCAGCGCUCGUCCCUAUCAUCCGGUAAACAGUCCACGUCUUCAUCGCUGCGUAACGGCUCCGGUAUGUCGUGUCCGCCCAGUUAUCACGAGGCGAUGACUCGCAAAGAGAUGUUAUGUCGGGCGCAGAGUAGCGGUGCGCUUAACACGACUGGGCUGUCGGUCCGGAAGGGCUCGUCCGCCUCCACCACCUCAUCGACUCAUUCGUCACACAUAUACGAGGAGUCGGUGCGGGUCUACAACUCGGACAACAAGAGGAACGUUACCCACAGGGCUGUACCCGUAAGAGUGGCACCGGUAGACAACGGCCGAGCCGUCGACAGCGACUUAAUGCAGCGCCAAAUGGCCGCACAGGCCUCACAAGCGCACCGACACGUGCACCGGGAGCUGAGUGAGCCGGCACUACAGCCCGCCCACAAUACUGGCUCACGUAUUGUCCGCAUAUCUGCUCAACAAAAUCAUAAUAACGUCUAUCACUCACCCCUCCAGGCCUGCCAGUCCUCUAACGUGUCAGUGCUUCAGAGAAGUGCCAAAGACUUCACUCCCGAGGAGUGGCGUAAAGACAUUCACAGCAAUGUGGCCACACUUCGCAAGCUGUUCACCACAUCCCAGUCCACUAGUGGUCAGCCAAUGGACGGCAACACUCGGAACAUAUAUGUGCGCCAAACCGUCCGUCCCGUGUCGGUGCUCAUCGAGACGACCCCUAAGCGAAACCAAGUGUUAAAACAACGGCCAAACAGUACGUACGCCAACCUGAAGGACAGUUGUGUAUCGCAGGCGCCCAAAGGCGUGACUGUUGUACACGUCGGACAGACUACCGGUGCCGGUGAGGGGCAUAUCAUCACAGGUGUGGGCCAUAAGAGGGCUGACUCUGUGGGCAACAGUUCCUCGGAAGAGGAGUCUUAUGUGUAA